Molecule: messenger RNA, 6791 nt
Organism: Scophthalmus maximus (turbot)
Lineage: Eukaryota; Metazoa; Chordata; Actinopteri; Pleuronectiformes; Scophthalmidae
Product: polyamine-transporting ATPase 13A3
Exons: 32
Coding region: 850-4575 (1241 amino acids)
Biological process (GO): intracellular calcium ion homeostasis; polyamine transmembrane transport
Cellular component (GO): late endosome membrane
Molecular function (GO): ATP hydrolysis activity; ATPase-coupled monoatomic cation transmembrane transporter activity; P-type ion transporter activity
Source: RefSeq, a predicted model, not a curated record
CAAGCUGCAAUGUUAACGGCCUCAUGUGUUCGGGUCUCUGAGCUGCUGAAAGAUAAAUGUUGUCCUAUGUCCCGCAGCGUGGUUUUGGAACAGGAUUUCUCAUAACUGUCCCUGCAGAGGAGCCUUCGCACAGGUGGAUGCUGCUGACGGUUUACAUGAUGGUGAUCUGAGUUAUGUGAUGGUGUGGUAGUCUAAUCAGGUCAUAGACACCUGUUACCCUUUUACGUUUGUCUUAUGAAGAGUGCAGAGAGUUUAUGCAAUCAUUUAUUUGUGUCGUAUGUUUUGACAUUUCAUAUAAUGUAAGAUCUGUUUUAAAAAAACGGACCUAUUGCGAUGAUGUUAAGCAGUGAGCCUAUAGAUCAUAGUCCUAAGAGUAGAUUUCUAUUUGUUUUUGUGUCAUUUUCCUCAGGGGUCGGGGUGUGUUUAGAGGACGGGUCGGAUAUCUGUCAGUCAUUAGUCAAACAUUACUGCAGGCGUGACUGUUAUUGAACACGAACGUGUGUGCAUAGUACAAAGGUUUACAUGUACAGUAUCUUUGCCCAACGCCACAACAAUAUAUCGCACCGAUGGGACACAUUUUUUAAGAGUUUCGUGACUUAACGUCAAUAAAGUUGUGAGUUCAUUAAAUUUGGAUCAUGCAAUGUGACAGGUUAGUGUGCUGUGAGGUUCAUAUGCAUGUCAGAUGAGUCAACAAUGUGAAGAAUGAUGAGGGAGAAAUGAAUGACCGCAGCUGCUCGUGGCGGCUGUGAGGAGGGAAGGUGUUGCAGUUCAUUCAAGUUGUUACUUGCAUGAAAGAUACUACUGCAGCUCAUCAUUUACUCAACCAGGGUUGUUGCCUGUUGUGACAGAAUGAAGAUGAGAGAGUUGAAGAUUAUGAACAAGGGUCUGGAGGAUGAGAUGGAGGUGUGGGGGUACCGCCCCUGUCUGUGGAAGACGUUCCUGGUGGGUGUAGGUGUUGUCUGCUCCGGUGGUCUCCUGCUGCUGCUGCUCUACUGGCUGCCUGAGUGGAGCGUCAAGGGCACCUGCACACACACCUCGCUGAGGGACGCACGCACCCUGCUGCUCAGGACCACAAAUGAGUUCAAGCAGUGGUUUCGAGCCGAAGUACAUGUGAUGCUGGCUCCGGGGAAGAAACCCUUCGACCGUUUGGAUUUGCAGUCCACGGCUCAGCUGCCGAACGGAGACAAAGACCACAGCAUCAGUGCUGUGCAAGAGGAGCAUCAUGGGAAAUUAGCUCAAAGGCAGCCUGCUCAGAUCCACUACUUCACCCACCACAGCACAAAAUACUACUGGGAUGACGAGACGCAGGUCUUUGAGACAUAUAAAGGCUUGGAGGAUGUGGAGGUGAGCUGUGCAAGCAUCCACUCUGAGCACAACUCUGGACUUUGUAGAACACUGCAGAACUACAGGAGGUUGUUUUUCGGGGAGAAUGAGAUCGCUGUGAGAGUGCCCUCUCUGUUCAAGCUCCUCAUAAAGGAGGUCUUGAAUCCUUUCUACAUCUUCCAGCUCUUCAGUGUUAUUCUGUGGAGCGCAGAGGACUACUACUAUUAUGCUACGGCCAUCGUUUUCAUGUCCGUCAUUUCCAUAGCUACCUCACUGUAUACAAUUAAAAAGCAAUACGUGAUGCUACACGACAUGGUGGCCGCACACAGCGUGGUCCGUGUUUCAGUGUGUAAAGGAAAUACAGAUAUUGCAGAGGCCAUGUCGACAGAGCUUGUGCCUGGUGAUGUCAUCAUCAUUCCAGCGAAUGGGAUGAUCAUGCCCUGCGACGCCGCGCUCAUCCAUGGAACCUGUAUUGUAAAUGAAAGCAUGCUGACAGGAGAGAGCGUCCCAGUGACCAAGACCAGUCUGCCCAGUUCAGGUGAGGAUGCAGCCGAGAGCUACAAUAUGGAGGAGCACAAGAGACACACCCUGUUCUGUGGCACCCACAUUAUCCAGACCCGCUUCUAUACUGGUGAACUGGUGAAGGCUGUUGUUGUCCGGACAGGCUUCAGCACAGAGAAAGGCCAACUCGUGCGCUCCAUCCUCUAUCCGAAACCCACAGACUUUAAGCUGUACCGCGAUGCUUACCUGUUCCUGCUGUGCCUGGUGGGGGUGGCAGGGAUUGGCUUCAUCUACACCAUCAUCCUCAGUGUGAUGAACCAGGUUCCAGCCAAAACCAUCAUCAUCGAAUCUCUGGACAUCAUCACCAUCACUGUGCCCCCGGCCUUACCAGCGGCCAUGACAGCUGGCAUUGUGUACGCGCAGCGGCGUCUGAAGCGGGUUGGCAUCUUUUGCAUUAGUCCCCAGAGGAUCAACAUGUGUGGCCAACUUAACCUGGUUUGCUUUGACAAGACAGGUACUUUGACUGAGGAUGGUUUGGACCUCUGGGGGAUCCAGAGAGCUGAAGAUGGCAGCUUCUCUCCACCGGAGUCUGAAGCAGCCAAAGAGAGUCGGGUGGACUCGGCAUUCGUGGCCGGCAUGGCCACCUGCCACUCACUGACCAAGAUAGAGGGCGAACUCUCCGGAGACCCUUUGGACCUCAAGAUGUUCAGCGCCACCGGCUGGAUCCUGGAGGAGCCCACAGAGGAGGAGACAGCACUCCACAAUCCCAUAAUGCCCACAGUUGUGCGACCUCCAAACUAUGUCGUCCCCGAAGCCAAUCAGAACAAUCCACUGGCUCAGAACAUGCCCUUUGAGAUUGGAAUCGUACGUCAGUUCCCUUUCUCCUCAGUGCUGCAGAGGAUGAGUGUUGUGGUCAGGAGGUUGGGGGAAAAGCACAUGAACGCCUACUUGAAAGGAGCACCAGAGAUUGUGGCCAGCCUCUGCAAACAGCACACAGUCCCACAGAGCUUCACAGAGACUCUGGAGACCUACACCAGACAGGGCUUCAGGGUUAUUGCCCUGGCACAUCGACAGCUGGAGUCCAAACUCUCCUGGCACAAAGUCCAGAGCCUCAGCAGGGACCUGAUAGAGACCAACAUGGAGUUCCUGGGUUUGAUCAUCAUGCAGAACAAAAUAAAGCAGGAGACGGCUGGUGUUUUACGUGAAUUGCGACAAGCUAACAUCCGCACAUUGAUGGUUACAGGUGACAACAUGCUGACGGCCAUAUCGGUGGCUCGGGACUGCGGGAUGGUGCGUGCCCACGAGAGGGUCAUCAUCGCAGACGCUGUCCCUCCAAAAGAUUUCCAGUCUGCGAGUAUCACGUGGCAUUACACUGAAAACCCUGCUCAGACCACCAAGGACAAUCAGUCCGUAGAGAUAAACCUGGAGGAAGGAGUGUCGGACAAGCGACAGACUCUGCAGGAACAGAGCUAUCACUUCGCUAUGAGUGGCAAAGCUUUCGCUGUCAUCACUGAUCACUUCCCUCACCUCAUCCAAAAGCUCGUGCUGAGAGCCACCGUGUUUGCCCGAAUGGCCCCGGACCAGAAGACUCAGCUGGUGGAAAUCCUGCAGAGCAUAGACUAUACUGUCGGGAUGUGUGGUGAUGGUGCUAAUGACUGUGGAGCUCUGAAGAGAGCUCACAGUGGGAUCUCUCUGUCCGAGCUGGAGGCUUCUGUUGCUUCACCCUUCACCUCCUCCACUUCAAACAUCUCCUGUGUCCCCAACCUCAUCAGAGAGGGUCGGGCUGCUCUCAUAACAUCAUUUUGCGUUUUCAAGUUCAUGGCUCUCUACAGCAUCAUCCAGUACCUCAGUGUCACCCUACUCUACUCUAUCCUCAGCAACUUAGGAGACUUCCAAUUCCUCUUUAUCGACAUCGCCAUCAUUCUGAUCAUUGCUUUUACAAUGAGUCUGAACCCAGCGUGGAAGGAGCUGGUGAGCCGCCGGCCCCCGUCCAGUCUGAUCUCCGGCCCACUGCUCUGCUCGGUUCUGACCCAGAUCCUCACCUGCCUGUUCUUCCAGGUCCUGGCUUUCCUCUUAGUGCGACAGCAGAGGUGGUAUGAGAUAUGGACUCCUCAGUCAGACGCCUGUAAUGCUUCCAGCUCCGGUUUAUCUCACAGCCAGAAUGUAACAAGUACACACGACCACAAAAACAUCAAGAACUACGAGAACACCACCCUCUUCUACAUCUCCUCCUUCCAGUACUUGGCUGUGGCCAUCGUCUUCUCCAAGGGAAAACCAUUCAGACAGCCCAGCUACAAGAACUGGCCGUUCAUGCUUUCCUGCAUCGGUCUGUACACUUUUCUCCUCCUCAUCAUGCUGCAUCCUGUUCCUGCAAUCGACCGCUUCCUGGAGAUCGUGUGUGUUCCCCACGACUGGCGCGUUACACUGGUCGUCAUUGUCAUCGUGAAUGCGGCGGUGUCUUUUAUGCUGGAGAUUUUGAUCCUUGACAUCAUCCUGUGGAGGCUAGUUUUCAGAGGCAAUCAGGGGGUAAAUGGUCCCACAGUGUCCCCCUCUCCUGUCACACCUCAGGAGGCCAAUGAGCGCUGGGGCUCGUCCUUCCUCUCCUGGUUGUUCUGUCGGAGAAACAAGCCUCCAAGGGUGCGCUACUUGAAUGUGGCCCUAGAGCUGCAGGACGACUCCGACUGGCCCCCCGGACCCUCCACUGUCACCUACGCCACUGAUCCACAGUCCCACAUCUCAGCCACCCUCUGACACCAACGUGACCAACAAGCAAACUGCUGCACAGAUACGACCUGAACAAGUUAGUGUGUGUUCGCUUGAUUUAAGCACAGAGAUGUGUUGGACGCUCAGAUGAUUUUAAGUAGGACGUCUGACCAUGACUGAUGCCGACAAAAGAAGAGACCUUCUACUGUAUCAGUUACUGACACCGUGGGCUGCUCAUACUGUACAUAAUAUUCUCUUCCAUUUUGAUUUAGCAAAGUCAUCAAAAUGGACUUGGAUUUUAACCGUACUGUCAUGUGCUGCUGAAAUGCGCGAGGGCCUCUGUUAAAGGAGUAGUUCAGUGUUUUUCCGAAACACUGCAUUUAUUUGCAUUAUUGUCAAGAGUUAGAUGAGAAGAUCUAUACCACUGUCAUGUUUUUAUGGUAAGAAGGUUAGCUUAGCUAAGCACAAAGAGUUUAACCCAUAGACCAUAUUUAAAGAUGGACAGCGCUUCUCCAUUUUCUCCCACUGUAAAAAAAAAUAAGAAGCCAAAAUACCCCGGAUACGGGUGCUGCCAUCUCGUUGGUGACGUCAUUUGAGCCGUGGUCCGAGAUACACGCGCUUCACCAGUCACAAGUCAGCCUCAGCUGUCAAUCAUGACCUUUCACACUGUUUUUGUUGCAUUAAAUAAAUAAUUUGAAUAAAACUGAGCAGAAUGAAUACUUGAACAUACAUCAGUAUGUGUUUUUAAGCACAUAUGUGUUAUAUGUUCCCUCUGGCUCACUAUUAAACUUAUCAAAUGAAUGGAUCACGAUUCUCUUAUAAUAAACACACAAAGUUGGUUGGAGUACAUUCACUAAAACCACUUAAGUAUUGUUGUUCAUGACCUGAUGUGGUUACAGCUAGUAAAUAAUACAGAAAUUAACAACUUUCCUGACUUAUGUAAAUCACUUUACAAGGACAUCAACUAACGGUUACAGCUUUAAUACCAUUUCACAUAUUAAAUGUUAACAAGAAAAAAAAAUAUGUAUCAAUGAAUGAGUUAAAUUCAUCAUUAAUUUGCUGGUGAAUUUGCAACAUUAAUCAAACGUUUACUUUUAUCCAACACAUUUCUGCAUACAGUAUAUCGCAUCAACAAAAUUUGACUUUCCAAGUUGUUCCUACACAGGAUUUUUCCCUGUUGGGAAUUCAUUUUUCCUAUUAUUCAGGCUCUAUGUGAAUAGGCUAUUAGCGUUCAGGCAUGAUGGUGGUAUUGAUCUUCUCACAAGCAACGUAUCUCCCAAAAUUUCAAAACUAUUCCUUCAAUUUGAUCAUAUCCCAUUGUUCUCUACUUCCAAUGGAAAACAAGUGCAAAUACUACACUGGACAUUGCGGUUUGUGAGUGUCAUAUGAGUCUUUCCAUUUUUUAAAACAGUUUUCAUUAUCAGAUCCAAUAUGGAACAUGUGAGGAACAUUUUUUUCAAGUUUGAUACAUUGUCACCAUCAUCAGAUACAAAAAAAACCAGUCUUCCACUAACAGCUGCUGCUAGAAUAUAAAAACUGUAAAACAAUAUGAGGUCACAUGGAUUCAAAGGAACAUGAGAACUUAUAUCUGUUUGCAGUUUUUUUAUGAAUAUGACUGGUAGUGUUGUAUUUCAAUGACAUUGCUGCAUUUCUUCCUUAGAGUUGCUUCAGUAGAAAUUCUUCCUGUGGAAGAGAGAAGCUGAUAUUUGUGUCCCUUUUGAAAGUUUUUACCGCGCGUGAGUGUGUGAGUGUGUGAGUGAGAAAAAAAACAGUAUGCCAGUUUAUAAGAGAAUCAAAUCCCCCAGGUGCAUAUCAAAUGUUCUUUUACUCAAACUUUGAAAAUGAACUUUUCCUCGAUUACACCAUUAAACAUUCCUGAGGUACUGUACAGAGACGAUAACGUUUUGAUUGAUUAAUGAAAAAAGUAAUCAACAUUAAUCCUGGAGAUACUUGCUGCUGUGAUUAUUUCAUAACAGUUGAUUUUAACAUCUGAAUUUUAUAUUAUAUUUUUAAUGUUUACAGCUGUAGUACACAUAUUUUUCUAGUUUCCAAGUGUACAAAAUGAAAUGUGAAAAUUGAAAUAUUAAUCACCGCUAUGACUAGAAAAAGGAGCAAUAUUUUAAAGGGAAUGUGUUUUUUAAAAUUGUAAUAAAUUUAUUUUUGGAUUUGUACAAUGUCCCCAAAAAUGUUUCAGUCACAAAUAUCCCUGUGUUUGCUCUGCAGAACUCCCAUUACAUUUCCCAAUAAAUCUGUAUAUUAAGCCA